CCCAAACGUUUUGCCUGUCCCUUGCCUUGCAGCGCCAAUUUGGCUUGGUGGGCCUCGCAGAGGCGAUGGCCUUUCCUCCAGCGCCAGCCCUUUUUCCGCCGGCAUCCACAGUGCCUGGCGCAGGCGCAGCAGGUUUGCCAACAAUGAAUCCAGCCUUGAUUCAGCAGCAACAGCAGCAGCAAUACCUGCAGUACAUGAUGAUGGUGCAAGCCCAGCAAUCCGCGGCCGCUGCUAAUGGGGCGACAGCGAAUGGGGCGACGGAUCAACAGCUGCUUCAGCAGCAGCUGCUCCACUCUCUUUCGACCUCGACCGAGAAGCCCAAAGCUGCCCUGGUGGACUUGGAGAACGAGCCGGUGAAGGUCAAUGGGACCUCCAAGGCACCUCCCAAGGGGAAGAAGAAGAGCAGCUCUAGCGGGUCCCGCAGCCGAAGCAGUAACAAAAAAAAGCGAAGUCGAAGUCGAAACAAGAGGAGACGCAGUUCCAGCUCCAGCAGUAGCCGGAGCCGCAGCCGGUCGAAUCGAAACAAAGGUCGCCGGAGCACUAGCCGCAGACGGCGCAGCCCCAGCCGUCGCCGCCGCAGCCCACCGGCGCGGAGCUUUGGCACCGGCUUUGCCGCUGGAGGCCACGGUGGCGGUGGUCCACGCUUUGGUGGCGGUAAAGGCUUCCCUCAUGGAGGAGGAGGAGGAGCUCGGGAACCGCUGCCGGACUUCAAGGCGCCCAGUGGCCCUGCACCUGCGAGCCUCGCAGCUUUGAAGCCGCCACCUUCCAUGGCUGAUCUCAAUGCCGACCCUAACGCACACAACAGUGGCAGCACGGUUCAAGAUCAGGAGAUCAAGGUCAUUGACUCCAGAGGGCAGAUGCUGCCUCAGUUUCCACGCUAUGCGACUUUUCAGGAGGCGCCAUUUUGCUCGUCCAUCCAAGCUGAUCUGCAGAAGGCCGGCUUUCCAGCGCCCUCGCAGAUUCAGCAGUACUCCUGGCCACUUGCAAUGCAGGGCUAUGAUGUGAUUGGUGUGGCAGCCACAGGAAGCGGAAAGACGCUGGCCUUCUUGCUGCCCGCCUUCCAUUUUCUGAUCGAGAGACAGGUCCGCGCAGGAGAUCCUCAUUUUCUGGUGAUGGCACCAACUCGAGAGCUUGCUGUGCAGAUCGAAGAGGAAGCGGUGAAGUUUGGCAGGGCCAGCGGCAUUCGAACGUGCUGCUGCUAUGGGGGAGCUCCCAAGGGACCUCAGGCCAUGUCCCUGCGGGACGGCGUGCAUGGCGUCAUUGGAACUCCGGGCCGAAUCAAUGACUUCCUGGAGGGUAUGCAGGUCCGCCUUCAAGAUGUGAACAAGCUGGUGCUGGAUGAGGCAGAUCGCAUGCUUGACAUGGGCUUUGAACCGCAGAUCCGCAAAAUCCUUGCGAAGAUCACCAAUCCACAACGGCACACCAUGUUCUUUACUGCCACCUGGCCCAUGAGCAUCCGACGCCUUGCCGCGGAGUUCCUGAGAAAUCCGAUCCAAAUUCAGAUCGGAAACCGGGACGAGCUCAAAGGCAACCAGGAUAUUGUGCAGAUUAUCUCCCCCUGCAACCAGUACAACAAGAACCAGAUCUUACUGCAGGUUCUGUCACAGUCAGGUGUGGGGGAUCGCAACAACAGCGCAGCCAAGGCGAUCAUCUUCUGCUCAACGAAGCGGAUGUGUGACCAGCUGCAAAGAGAUUUGCAGCGCGCCGGUGUGCCCUGCGCGGCCAUUCAUGGCGACAAGGGCCAGCGCGAGCGAGAGCAUGCGCUGGGCGAGCUGAAGUCCGGAGCCAUGAAGCUCAUCGUGGCCACUGAUGUGGCAGCACGAGGGAUUGACAUCAAAGGUGUGACAUUGGUGGUGAACUUCGACGCGCCUGGCAACACUGAGGACUAUGUGCAUCGAAUUGGCCGAACGGGCCGUGCUGGACAGAAAGGUUAUGCUGUCUCAUUGAUCUCCGACAAGGAUGCCCACGCUUUGCGGGGCAUCAUCGAGGUGAUGAGACGAACUAAUCAGGAAGUCACACCGGAGGUCGAGGCCAUGUGUCGCUCAGCCGGCCCACCCCCGCCCAGCGGAAGAGCGCUACGCGGGAUGAAGGGCCGGUGAGGCCACUCGCCGUCUCUGACAAUCAGAACCUGCUAAUGCUUCUGGGGCUCUUCGGGCAAGGUGGACUUAGGGCCAGCUGCCUGAGAAGCUGAGGGAGGAGAUUGGAAGCUGGAGUCAGAGCUUUGGGUUACCCCCCAAAAUCCCCACGGGGGUGUAACCAACACGGGCAUGCAAGUCUGAAAUUCACCAUGUGGC
This is a messenger RNA of Cladocopium goreaui, 2294 nucleotides long. Lineage: Eukaryota; Dinophyceae; Suessiales; Symbiodiniaceae. The record is from the annotation of a GenBank genome assembly.